CGCGGAUGCAUUUCAGUGCAUUUUUGCAGUUUAGGCCAAACUUUUGACCCGACCAAUCCUUACGUGCAGGUCAUUUCCAUCGCAAAUCUAGUUGCUGUUGUCUACCUGAAUCGUCCAGCAAUCCUAUGUCUGACGAUAGCUGGACAUGGUUUUGUUUAGUUUCAAGCGGCAUGUCUCCAAGUUGAACAGUUUCUAAACAACGCGUUCCACCAAGCUUGGCUUUAUAAAACGGUUGGUGCGCCUGUUCCGGUACACCAGUCGUAGUUUAGAAAUUCGCCAUGUGGUUACGAGUGACGCUAGCGUUCGGUUUGUUGGCGGUGACCCUCGCCGAGGUCAAGCCCUGCGAGUACGGGGACAAGAUCUAUCGGAUCAACGGCAACUCGAUCGACUUUCCGUGCGAAUCGACCAAGAACAUCUUCAUCACGACGGAGCGCUUCAAGCCGAGCAGCAUCAUCCCGUUGCGGUUCCAGAUCGACAAAAAGCAUGACCGAGCGCUGGUGGUGCUGCCACGGUUGAGGACCGGAAUCCCGAUCACGUUCGGCGUGAUUGACCUGAAGAAGCCCAACUGUUACACCCACAUCAAGCCGUACCCGUGCUGGCCGUACCAGGAGGAAGGAAACUGCAACUCGUUCCAGUCGGUGGUCGACGCGUACAUCGAUGUUAAGAACAACAUCUGGACGUUGGACACCGGAAUCACGAACAACCUGCAGCAACCGAUCCGUCGGUGUCCACCCAAAGUGGUAGCAUUCUCGCUGGACAGUGACAGCACAGUAAAGUCCGUCGAUCUGAGUGAUAUCGUCAAGCCGUCCUCCCGUCUCCAGUACCUCGUAACGGACUAUUCUCAGAACGGCAAUCCCUACGUGUACAUUGCCGACGCCGAAGGAGCCAUCAUCGUGCUGGACAUCCACAACAGCAAGAGCUAUCGGGUGGUUCUUCCACGGGCCAUCGCCGCCGGGUGUGGCGAAUCGGACGUGCUUUACCUGCUGCUCGUGCGUCGUCCCAAGAACCAAAACACGGUCAUCUUUUCGUACCUCUGCGGACAGAAGGUGUACUCGAUCAAGUCGGAAUAUCUGCGCACGGGUCGCGGAUCCAGCGCGAUCGUCGAACUGGGCAGCAAGCACAAACACUCGGUUCUGCUCGGCACGGACGGCGGCAAGAACGUGAUCCUGCGCUACCGUGGCGAGAGCGAGCUGUACCUGUGGGACACCGACCAGGCCUACAAAGAGUGCAACUUUGUGCUGGUCCAGCACUCCGAGGAAUGCCGGCUUAGCACUCAUGUUUCUCCCGGUGGCAAGGACGAACUGCUGUACUCGCUGUCGUCCAACAUUGCCGACUACCUGAACAAUACCAGCGGUGCUGGUGGAGCCUCGGCUCGGCUGAAGUUUAUCAGCAAGGAGUGCGAUGAUGACUGCUUCUAAAAUGGAUGCGGUAAUUUACCUCAAAAGUUGACUGAAAAACUGGUAACUGGGUUUUUAACGAGAAUUAUUCGCAAGACUUGGA
Culex pipiens pallens (northern house mosquito) is the source of this 1500-nucleotide messenger RNA. RefSeq lists its product as uncharacterized. NCBI's taxonomy places the organism in Eukaryota, Metazoa, Arthropoda, Insecta, Diptera, Culicidae. Bases 279 to 1418 code for a protein of 379 amino acids. The record is from RefSeq and is a predicted model, not a curated record. Gene Ontology annotation, cellular component: extracellular region. The transcript has 3 exons.